AUGACUUUUAAGGUGUUCCGACAUGGCGAUCGAUCGCCCAUUGAGUCGUAUCCCAGGGAUCCUCAUGGGAGGAGUGUGGGCUCAAGGCUUCGACAGCUGACUGAGCUGGGCAUGAAACAACAGUUUGAGCUGGGCCGGUUUCUACGGAGGCGUUAUGACAACUUUCUCAGUGAGGACUACAACAGCAAAGAGGUUUAUGUGAGGAGCACUGACUACGACCGCACUCUGAUGAGUACCCAGGCAUGCCUUGCUGGGAUGUUCCCCCCAACCAGACGCCCGCCUCCCAUCAUGCCCCAGUUACUAUGGAGGCCUAUUCCAGUGCACACCGUCCCCAGGGACCAGGACAAGCUGUUGAAGUCUCCAGGCAAAGACUGUCCAAGGUUCGGAGCUCUGAUGACGGAGACCUUUGAGAGCGAGCACUACCAGAGGUUCCUCAGGGCUCACCGGUACUUUGUGGAGGGACUUUCCAACCACACUGGCUACCCUGUCUCCAAACUGGUUGGCAAAAAGAUAUGGAGGGUCCUCGACACUCUUACCUGUCAGCGGAUCCAUAACUUGACUCUCCCACGCUGGGCCACCCAAGAUGUUCUGGACACCCUGAAGAGGAUUGCAUCAUUUGAGGUCAUGUACAGCAUCCUCAGUCACAAGCGCAAAGAGAAGGCCAGGCUCUCGGGAGGGGUGCUGCUGAAUGCCAUUCUGAGGAAUUUCUCCAGGGCCGUAGACCAAGGGAGCACUCUCAAAUUCAUUAUGUACUCAGCUCAUGACUCUACCCUCAUCACCCUCCAGGCGGCUCUGGACGUGUACAACGGCCUUCUUCCUCCUUAUGCUGCCUGUCAACUCUUUGAGUUCUACCAGGAGUAUGAUGGUUCCUAUUCUCUGGAGCUGCAUUACCGCAAUGACUCCUGGCGCGACCCCUACCCCAACCCCGUGGCGGGAUGCAAGGCUCUGAGCCCCUGCCCUCUGUCCAUGUUCACUGAGCUGGUGCGGGACGUGGUGGCAGAGGACUGGGAGGCUGAGUGUGGGUUUAGGACCAGAUUGUCAAGCACAAGUGUCAUAACAGCUCUUGCAGUGACUGUAGGUCUCCUGGCAGUGGCGCUGUUGUUCAGCAUAGUCGUGGCAAUCAAUAGGAGGAGAGCACACUACUCCAGGGAGGUGUAG
Messenger RNA from Cyclopterus lumpus (lumpfish), 1158 nucleotides. RefSeq names its product testicular acid phosphatase homolog. Gene Ontology annotation, cellular component: lysosome; postsynaptic membrane. The coding region runs from base 1 to 1158 and encodes 385 amino acids. The transcript is spliced from 10 exons. Gene Ontology annotation, biological process: peptidyl-tyrosine dephosphorylation involved in inactivation of protein kinase activity; regulation of neuronal synaptic plasticity; lysosome organization. NCBI's taxonomy places the organism in Eukaryota, Metazoa, Chordata, Actinopteri, Perciformes, Cyclopteridae. Gene Ontology annotation, molecular function: acid phosphatase activity; protein tyrosine phosphatase activity; receptor tyrosine kinase binding. The record is from RefSeq and is a predicted model, not a curated record.